GCGGGGUUGGCAUGGCUGUGUUGGGUCGGCCCGCUUCGCUCGAGGCGGCUCAGUCAAUCAGUCGAGCUGCUGGAGAGAGAUAGAUUGAUUGGAUGUCGCGUGUCGAGAAGACAGAGCACGGCUGCUGCUUAAGAGUCCCUCUUGCCGCUGCCUCUCAGGUUCAAGCAACGGAGAAUCCCGACAGCAGGAGAAACACCCGCGGCAACAGCACCGCCAUGCCCGCUCUGAGUGAAAAUGUGCUUUUUGGAAUGGGAAAUCCUCUUCUGGAUAUCUGUGCAGUUGUGGACAAGGACUUCCUUGACAAAUAUGGGCUGAAAGCAAAUGACCAGAUCUUGGCAGAGGAGACACACAAAGAGCUAUUUGAAGAACUUGUGAAAAAGUUCAAAGUAGAAUACCAUGCUGGUGGAUCUACUCAGAAUUCCAUUAAAGUGGCCCAGCACAGCAAAACCAGGACAUCUCCACCUCCUUUAUGGGACUCCAUGGUUUGGAUUCUGACAUGUCAAACUGCUACAAUGAGAGUUAAAAUGUAUAGUCUCCAUGAAAAAUGGACUGCCUUCAAGUUGUUUCCGACUGAUGGUGACCCUAUGAACAGGGUUUUCAUGUGGAUGAUCCAGACCCCUUACAAAGCUGCAACAUUUUUUGGAUGCAUUGGAACAGAUAAAUUUGGUGCAAUCCUAAAGAAGAAAACUGAAGAAGCUCACGUGGAUGCUCAUUACUAUGAGCAGAGUGAAGAGCCGACUGGAACCUGUGCUGCCUGCAUCACAAGUGACAACAGGUCUCUUGUUGCUAACCUGGCUGCUGCUAAUUGUUAUAAGAAGGAAAAGCAUCUUGAUAUGGAAAAGAACUGGAACUUGGUGGAAAAGGCUAGAGUUUAUUAUAUUGCAGGUUUCUUUUUGACAGUAUCACCAGAAUCUGUACUGAAAGUGGCCUCUCAGGCUUCUGCAGACAACAAGAUCUUCAGUUUGAAUCUUUCUGCACCAUUUAUUAGCCAGUUUUACAAAGAACCAAUGAUGAAAGUAAUGCCUUUCGUUGACAUACUAUUUGGGAAUGAAACGGAAGCUGCCACUUUUGCUGGAGAGCAAGGCUUUGAGACUGAAGACAUUAAAGAGAUAGCCCGGAAGGCACAAGCCUUGCCAAAAGCGAACCUUAAAAGACAGCGAAUUGUCGUAUUCACCCAAGGGAAGGAUGACACUAUUAUGGCCACAGGAAGUGAAGUAAGAGCUUUCCCAGUUUUAAUUAGUGACCAAAGUGAGAUUGUUGAUACGAAUGGAGCCGGAGAUGCAUUUGUGGGAGGUUUCCUCUCGCAGCUUGUCUAUGACCGACCGCUGACUGAGUGCAUCCGUGCUGGACACUAUGCUGCCAGCGUCAUCAUAAAGCGUUCUGGCUGCACCUUCCCAGAGAAGCCUGACUUCCACUGAUACUGGACAACUCAAGGGAUCAAGAGGAGACACCCCCUACCUCCCCCCCCCAAUUUUCUCCGUUCCCCAGUUACCCUGCAUUGAGGCUUCUGUACUUCAAUUCACUGUUACUUUUCACACAUCUCUGUUUUGAUGUCCUUUUCCUGUCUCCAACGCAACAGUGUCUUGCAUGUUUUACAUUGAGAGGCUGGGCUCUGUUCAGCUUGGCACUUUGUAUCAUUCGUACAGUUUUUGGAGCAACACUGUAUGAAAGCACUGUCACUGCUUAGCUAUGGUGUAAACUCUUCUAGUAUAUUCCUCCAAUAUACGCAGUCCUGACCAAUCCUCCUCACCUCAACCAGGUGAGAAAUCAUCAAAAACUUUAAUUGGUGUAAGACUGAAUUAACAGCAAUGCACUGCUGUGGGGAAUUGUAUCCUCUUUGCUCCUAUGUGUGCUAGAUUCAGACAUACACAGCAGGCUUCAUCCUGCUUCCACUGCAUUAAAUAGAAAUUUGCCCAUGAUUCAUGGAGCUGACCCAAGAUUGUGUGGUCCAGAGCAAUCUUGCUGGCUUUAGGAGAAGGCUCCCACGUGAGGGCAGGAGCUUGAGGAUUAGGGCAGGGUGGGCUGGUCUUAUUUCUUCCAGGGCAGGAUCAGGAUAUCCUUAUGAUAUAAAUAAAGCCCAUAACAGGAUAUUCUCUUGUUCUGUGCUUGAAGGUUGCAUCUCAAAGUAGAUAUAUGUGUGUGUGUGUGAAAAUGAAGUACAGAAAUAUUCAUGCAGGUUGUCUCAUCAGGAUAUGCCAAAAUGGAAUAUUUUUAUUGCAACGCACAGUUUUAAGACAAUAAUGUACUUCAAAUAAUUGAGAGAUCUUCUUUAUUUGUAUUACAGUAUUCAAGAGCGACAUUCUAAAAAUGCCAUUCAUUACUUUACUAUGUAAUUUGAUACUGAUAAAUAAAACAAUUGUGAUA
Messenger RNA from Rhineura floridana, 2364 nucleotides. RefSeq names its product adenosine kinase (gene ADK). Lineage: Eukaryota; Metazoa; Chordata; Lepidosauria; Squamata; Rhineuridae. Gene Ontology annotation, cellular component: cytosol; nucleus. Gene Ontology annotation, biological process: purine ribonucleoside salvage. The transcript has 13 exons. Gene Ontology annotation, molecular function: adenosine kinase activity. The coding region runs from base 93 to 1418 and encodes 441 amino acids. The record is from RefSeq and is a predicted model, not a curated record.